AUGGCCGUUUCAGAUAUGCUUAAUCGCCGAGUGCGUGCUCGUCCAGAUGACGAGGAUGUUUACUCAGAGGCCUCGGGAUCCGACGACGAUGUUUCACAGCAAGGCAUUGGACCCAACUCGGACGACAUUCAAUCCGAGGGAUCAGAUGAGUCCGAAGCCGAAGAGAAGAACACACCAGGAUCAGACUCCGAGUCGGACAACGAAGAACCAGGCUCAGACGAGGCCUCAGACUCAGACGAUAACGGCGAAGACUUCAAAUCCACUCUAGCCAACAUAUCCUUUGGCGCACUCGCCAAAGCACAAGCCUCAAUGAGCAAGAACAAGCGCAAAGACCGCCAAACCUCAAACCAAGACCCCAGCACCGACGCAGCAAGCACGCUAGACGACAUCCGCACCAAACUCCGCGAAGCACGCGAACAGAAAGCCUCAGCGCUAACCCGAAAAGAAAAAGAGCGCGAAGCCAAAGAAAAGAAACGCGCCUCCAAACACGCCCCUAUGGAACAAUCAUCCAAACGCGCCGUCACCCGACGCCGAACAAUCGUCGAACCAACCAACGCCCCCAAAGCGCGCGACCCCCGCUUCGACGCCGCAGUCAUGGGCCACAGCGGUGCGGGCAAGCACCCGUCCGGCGGCAAAGCCUACGCAUUCUUAGACGAGUACCGAGCAUCGGAGCUGAAAGACUUGAAAGAUCAGCUCAAGAAGACGAAGAACGCAGACCAGAAAGAGGUCCUUAAGCGGCAGAUUAUGUCUGCGCAGGAUCGGAUGCGGUCGGCGGCGAAUAAGAAGCGCGAGGCGGAUGUCCAGGCUGAGCAUAAGAAGCGCGAGAAGCAGAUGAUUCGCGAGGGCAAGAAGGCUACACCUUAUUAUCUCAAGAAUUCUGAGCUCCAAAAGCAGGUUCUUGAGAAGAAGUUCGGGGAGAUGGGGAGUCGGGAGCGUGGAAAGGCACUUGAGCGGAGGAGGAGGAAGAUGGCUUCUAAGGAGAGGAAGGAGAUGCCUUGGGAGCGGAGAGGAUUUGGGGAGGAGGAUGGUAUGCCCAAUGGAGGAAAGAGGAGGAGAUUGGAAUAG
Messenger RNA from Penicillium nucicola, 1065 nucleotides. It is a transcript of the gene rrp36, whose product is annotated as putative pre-rRNA processing protein. Gene Ontology annotation, biological process: maturation of SSU-rRNA from tricistronic rRNA transcript (SSU-rRNA, 5.8S rRNA, LSU-rRNA). The record is from RefSeq and is a predicted model, not a curated record. Lineage: Eukaryota; Fungi; Ascomycota; Eurotiomycetes; Eurotiales; Aspergillaceae. The coding region runs from base 1 to 1065 and encodes 354 amino acids. The transcript is spliced from 2 exons. Gene Ontology annotation, cellular component: nucleolus; 90S preribosome.